GGCCUAGGUAAAAAUUAAGGCCUAGAUGCAGUGUUAAGGCCUAGGUAACUGUUACCUGGCUAGCCUGUCAUUUUGUUGUUACUAAUAUUAUAAGGAAACUUUCUCAUACGUUGGUUCUGCUGUUACUAGGAAUCUUUCUCACACCCAAGUUGAUUACAUAUUCUGUUAUAUUCUGUAGCCUUGGGAUCACAAUAGAAGUCAGUAGAACUGCUUUGCAUAAUUAGCCACAAUAAGCUUGGACCUGAACCAACCACCCGGCAGCACUUCCCGUGUCUGUGUGUAUAGUUUUAUGGUAUUUGCAUUUACACACUGCCCCUGGGAUGGACCCCAGCAUAAAAGACACCUGCACCAAUAUAAGAAACUAUUUGGAAUAAGACUUCCACUUUGAGCCAAUGGUAAAGUUUAAGUUCCCAAGACCUCCCUGGGAAGUGACCCAGCAGAAAGAGACAUGGACGCGAGUAACUGACACCCUGGUUGACAAGUUAGGACAUGAACACUAGACAAUGCAGGUCGCCAGCCACAGUGAAUACCCCAACCAAUGGGAGCAGGACCAGCAUACAACAAAGACAUUUCCUAAGGAAAUCCCUUAUCCCUAAGUCAUGAUUGGCUGAAUAAUUUGACACAAAUGUUUGUAGAUCUCAGGUUUUAAAACCCUGUUCAUAAGUCCUGCUUAAAAAGUCCUUUAAAAAGGACCUUAACUCAGGGUCACUGUUCAGUUCCAGAAUCUGGAUUGUGGCCCUGAUCGAUCAUGCCCAGUGAACUAUUCCUGUCUGACUGACAUUAGUCUUCAUGCUGCUUGUGAGGCCAUUCCUGGACCCCAACAAAACAAAAAAUUGAUUUUGUAAGAGUCCUAUAGGUGGUGCUGGUUUUGAAGGCAAGAAGAGAUCACGGAGAGCAGGUGAGACUUGGCACUGAGUGGCAGGGCUAAAGUUCCAAAGAGAUGGCAGGGGAGGCCAUUGGUGAAGGUGUAUCCUAGGUCGCAUAAACACGAGGACUGGAGGGUUCGUGGAGAGAAGUCGAGGAUCAUGACUGUGUGACAGGGUCAGAAUCCCUGUGGAGAGCCUAGGAGAGGUUACUGGAAAAGAUGCAGCCCAGUUGCAGAGCCCCUGGUGUUUAUAGGGAUGCCAGGACCGUGGCUGACCGCCGAGGACAGCAGAGGCCACACAGGGGAGCUGAUCUGAGCCACGCUGUGUGUGCUGCCGGUGGCGGGCAAGAACAGUGGUGCUCACUGCCGGGUCCUGCACAGCCUUAGUGUGGGUCCUAAACAUCAAGCACCAAACUUUUUAAAUUUUGGGUUUGGGUUUAAUUCUACUGUAAUUGCACUGGUUCUGUCUUGGAAUAAGAAAGUAUCUACUCGUUUUUUAUUUUACAGCAAUUCACAGUUACAAGACUUUGGAAUUUUAGAGAAACUUUUAUAUAUAUUCUAAAGAGGCUGAACUUUGAAGUGUUUGAAUCUUUAAAGGCCAUGCGACUUUUAAGCGUUGAAAUACUUUUUACUGUGAUGUUAUUAACAUUAUGAGAUAUUGGGAUGAACUAGAAAGUAUGCUUUAACAGUGACGCUUCUGUGUCUCAGGUUUGUCAGGUGCUACAUCCUGAGGUGGGAUCUUGGUUUUCUUGGUUCCAACCUGUGACCCACUUACCCCUGUGCUUUUUGAGUCAUUCAUGAAACACUGGGAGUGUCUUCAUUCUUGUGGGGUAUGCUAUGGGAUACAAAGUCACAGAAUUUCAAAGUGCUUGGAGGCCUAGGGAACACCCUGGCUUUGACUAGUCCAGAAGGCAGCACCAAGGGGGCUGGAGAGAUGGCUCAGUGGUUAGGAGCACUGACUGCUCUUCCAGAGGUCCUGAGUUCAAAUCCCAGCAACCACGUGGUUGCUCAUAACCAUCUGUAAUGAGAUCUGAUGCCCUCUUCUGGUGUCUGAAGACAGUUACAGUGUACUUCUAUAAAAUAAAUAAAUCUUUAAAAAAAACAAAACAAAACAGGGUUGGGGAUUUAGCUCAGUGGUAGAGCGCUUGCCUAGGAAGCACAAGGCCCUGGGUUCGGUCCCCAGCUCCAAAAAAAGAACCAGAAAAAAAAAAAACAAAACAACAGCAACAACAACAAAAAAACAAACAGAAGGCAGCACCAUCCAUUGUGAGGGCUGCUCUAAAGCAGAAUUCAUUGUGCUGGCUAGUUUUUAUGUCAAUUUGACACAAACCAGAGUCAUUUUGGGAGAGGGAACCUCAACUGAGGAAAUAUCCCCCCAGACUGGCCUCUGGGCAAACCUGUAGAACAUUUCCUGGAUUAAUGAUGGAUGUGGGAGGGCCAGCUCACUGUGGAUGGUGCCACCCCUGGGCUGGUGAUCCUGGGUUGUAUAAGAAGGCAGGCCAGACAGGGAAGAGUAAGGCGGUAAGCAGCACCCUCCACAGCCUCUGCCUCCAAGCUCCUGUCCAGCUUGAGUUCCUGCCCUGCUUCCCUCAGUGAUGAGCUGUUACCUUGAAUUAACCCAGCAGAUCUGAAGGAGAGUGACUUCCCUUGGCCCACCUACAUCAGCUCUGCAGCACCCUUCCGUAGCCUCAGGCAACUGUUCCCUGACCACGUCUGGCCUGGCCCAAGUGAGAAGGACAGAGGACAAGGUCCACAGUAACAGGGAGGGUGUCUCCAGUCCUGUCUUCUCUGUCAUUCCCAGGUCAGUUCUAAAGUCCAUCCUGAGAACUAGGGACGCCACUCUUCCUCCCUCCCCAGAAGCAAAAUGUAACCCCAGGAUCGGGAUCCGUGAGGCAGAGUGAAAUUAGUAGGUGUCUGGCCCAAGCAGCAGCUGGAGAGAAGCCCGCUCCUCCCCCCACAGCCCCAGGUUCAAGUGGGUGGAGACAGGGUGUGGAGACAGGGUGUGGAGGGCAGAAGCAGAACUUCCUCCAGCUACCCUUGAAAGCUGGUAUCCAGCGCAGCUCAGCCCCUCCCACCAUGAGACUUUCCUGGAAGGAACGGGUCUUCAUGGUCCUGUUGGGAGUUGCAGCAGCUUCUGGCCUCACCAUGCUCAUCCUCAUCCUGGUGAAAGCAACCAAUGUUCUCCUGCCUGCAGACACCAAGUUUGGGAUCCUGUUUGACGCCGGCUCCUCCCACACAUCACUGUUUGUGUACCAGUGGCCAGCAAACAAGGAGAAGGACACAGGAGUGGUCAGCCAGGCCCUGGCUUGCCAGGUAGAAGGGCGCUGUGUUUCAGGACCGGGAAUCUCUUCCUACACCUCUGACCCGACACAGGCUGGGGAGAGCCUGAAGAGCUGCCUGCAGGAGGCGCUGGCACUGAUCCCACAGACCCAGCAUCCAGUGACGCCCACAUUCCUGGGGGCCACAGCAGGAAUGAGGCUGCUCAGCCAGAAGAACAGCUCUCAGGCUCAAGACAUCCUAGCUGCAGUCUCCCAGACACUGAGCAGGGCUCCGGUGGACUUUUGGGGAGCCAGGAUCCUGGCUGGGCAGGAUGAAGGUGCCUUUGGUUGGAUCACUGUCAACUACGUCCUGGGAAUGCUCCUGAAGUAUUCGUCUGGACAAUGGAUCCUGCCUGAAGAUGGGACGCUAGUUGGUGCUCUGGACCUUGGCGGGGCCUCCACGCAGAUCAGCUUUGUGCCUCAGGGCCCCAUCCUGGACCAGAGCACCCAGGUUACCUUCCGCCUGUACGGCGCCAAUUACAGUGUCUACACUCACAGCUACCUCUGCUUUGGGCGGGACCAGAUCCUAAGAAGGCUCCUGGCUGAACUGGUACAGAGCAGCCAGGUAGCCCGGGUCAGACACCCAUGCUACCACAGUGGCUACCAGGCCACACUGUCACUGGCUUCCUUGUAUGAUUCACCCUGCGUCCACACUCCAGAUUCCCUGAACUACACCCAGAACCUCACAGUUGAAGGGAUAGGCAACCCUGGGAACUGUGUGGCAGCCCUCCGGGGUCUCUUCAACUUCUCCAGCUGUAAGGGCCAAGAGGAUUGUGCUUUCAAUGGAGUCUACCAGCCUCCCGUGCAUGGCCAGUUCUAUGCAUUUUCCAACUUUUACUACACCUUCCAGUUCCUCAACCUCACCUCCAGGCAGCCACUGAACAUCGUCAAUGACACUAUCUGGAAGUUCUGUCAGAAACCCUGGAGACUGGUGGAAGACAGCUACCCUGGGCAGGAGCGCUGGCUACGGGACUACUGUGCCUCAGGCCUAUACAUCCUCGUGUUGCUGCUGGAGGGCUACAAAUUCAGUGAGGAGACCUGGCCCAACAUCCAGUUCCAGAAGCAGGCAGGCGGCACGGACAUUGGCUGGACACUGGGCUUCAUGCUGAACCUGACAGGCAUGAUCCCAGCUGAGGCGCUGACCCAGUGGCGGGCUCAGAGCUACAGCAUCUGGAUAGCUGGAGUAGUGUUUGCAGUGCUGACCCUCGUGGCCAUUCUUGGGGCAGCUGCAGUCCAGCUCUUCUGGACCCAGGACUAGGUAGAAACAAAGCUGAUGGCGAUGUCUAAAGCAGAAAAAGUCGAUGGUGACAACACGGCUGUUUGUGUUGUCACCACAGGACCUUCUGAGCACAUCCUAGACGCCUGCCCUCAUGAGCCCCUGACACUUGAGGGCUCCAGUCUGCUGAGCAGGCCAGGAGAGCCACUUGCUGACAGUGCUGACUCCUCUGUGCCCUCAGGGCGGCACUGUCCAUGGGGACUGUUAGUUGCCCCAGGGAUAGAAACAAGAGAGGCAGCUGUGGGAAUAGGGCUACCUCAGAAGGCUGUGUCCAGCCCAGCAGAGACUCCUUGCUUCCCCACUAUAUCAGACUAGACCUGAGAGUCAGAGUCCAGGCCUGAGGCCAGCCCAGCUUCCUCACAGAGCCCUUAUCAUCAACCCCAGAACAUAGAUCAAAUCGGGACGAGGGGGAUAGUUUUGUUUGUUUGUUUAAAUUAAAGCUGGUUUUGUCACGGUAUUUAUUGCUAGUGCUGUUCUCCUGGCUGGGGUUCAGGUACAGGCAGGGCUUCCACACAGGUGGCAGCUGGGACUACAAAGCACUUGGGGAAAAUACCAACACGGCCAUCUCGGUGUCCCUCCAGCCAUGCUUCGUCCACUGUGGAGACAUGUUGGGUACCGUGUCUGCCUACAGAAAAGACUGAGCCCUAGAGAGCAGAGCCCCCACCAGGCCUGAGCAAGCCAGCAGUGUGGAGAAAGGGCAGCCUUCUACCUUCACACAGAACAUCCACUGUGUCCCCUUGGCGGAAGUCCAAGUCCUCCGGCCUUUGGGCACGAUAGUCGUACUGAGCUACCACUUGGUAGAGGACUGGCCGGCCCCAGGCCCCCUGUAAUAGAAGAGUGGGCUGCAGGGGCAGUGCACUCGAGGGGCUUCCCUUCCAACUGCCUGGGCUGCCCACAGCAGGCACCAGUCUCUCCCCUUGGCUCACCCGGCACUGGAGCUGCAAGCCUCUUGGGCUCACUGGCACAUUCCUCCAUACACUCUGCAGUGAGUCCUCCGUGGAGAUGGGGACCCAGGCUCUGUCCUCUCCUCGGGCUUUGUAGCUGCACAGAGGGUCCUGAGGGUGAGCUACAGUGUGCAGGGGGAGUACCUAGUGCCUGGUCUGUCCCUAAAGGAAAUUAAUUUCUGGGGCUCUCCACUGUUCCCGGCUGGCCUUUACUUCCAGGCUGCCCAGAUUCUUAACAUAGAGCUAAGGAGGCCUUAGCUUUCGUCCCAUCCUGAGUCUGAAAAGUGACUGCUUCAGAGCAAAACAAUAAUAAAAAGCCUUCUCUCCAGUUCAGAAGAACCCUCGCUUCCUCGUAGCUCAGACCUAUCCUUUUCUUCUGUAGCUUAGAGUCCCCAUGCACAGCUUUCUGACUUACCUGAACUGCCCCUUCUGGGUCUGCUGAAGGAGAGCUUGAGACAGUAGUGUCCGAAAACUGGACAGGUCAGUUCCUCUGGGGACCUUCAGGGGCACAGUAAAGUGGCACUGCACAGUGACAGUCACCAAGGAUUCAGGGUCCUUUGUAGCUGUUCCCUGAGGACAGAAACCGGGCUGCUUAGCCUUUAAAGGCAGGUUUGUUUUUGGACCCAAGGAAUCAGAGUAGAGACUGGGCUGAGAGGUCAAGGAGAAUCUGAGGAAUGGCCUUCCUUGCUUUAAGUGGCUGAUGAGGAGAGACUGGAGAGCAGGACAGCUCUUACCUCAGCACUAGAGGAAUCUUCAGAGGGGCCCGGGACAGGCCCUCCAGUUGCCAGCAAACUGUCCCAUAGGCCAGGGCUCAUGUGACCACCUUUUCAUAAAGGAGACACUUUGGAGUAGAGGAAGGGCUGGCAAGUAGCUGGCCCCGCCCUAAACUUCCCUUAAGGGACAAGUGACCAUGCCCCAGCUCUCCUGAAGAGGCGCUCCCUACCCCUUGUGCUCAGGACCCUCUUACACACGGGUGAGGACGACUGGAGGCCGGCUUGCUCCACCUGGGAGCUCUGCAAAGAUAGACAGACAGUAGUUAGAGGGACUGUACAAGUGUGGGUCCUCACUCAGGCCACCUGCAGCCAUCAUGACACAUUUUGUUUAGUUGGUUUUGUUACAUAUUACACUAAACAAAACUAUUUGUGUACACAUUGUUCAAAAGUCAUUUACGUACAAUUUGAACACCUGCCAGGGUUUUUACUAUUUAGAUUGCCAAGAUUCCUUCAGGUACAAUAGGGGCUACACCCUUCCACUUAAAAGCAUGUUUAACAGGAUGUUGAGAGCCUACUCUGUAUAUGAAGAAGCUACACAAGCCUGUUGUGGAUAAGGGUAAAGUAUAGACCAGGUAAGAUACUUUGCCAAGUUUCAAUAGAGUUAACCUUUUCCUUAGAAGUUUGUAACUCACACUUCAGCCUUUACACUCGGGAGGGCUUUGCUCCAAGCAUGGCCUCUUGUAUUCUGUCUACACAGAUCUGUACCAUGAAUCGAGUAGAAUAAAUGUGCAUAGCCUUC
Messenger RNA from Rattus norvegicus (Norway rat), 6915 nucleotides. It is a transcript of the gene Entpd8, whose product is annotated as ectonucleoside triphosphate diphosphohydrolase 8. NCBI's taxonomy places the organism in Eukaryota, Metazoa, Chordata, Mammalia, Rodentia, Muridae. Gene Ontology annotation, cellular component: plasma membrane. Gene Ontology annotation, molecular function: apyrase activity; ATP hydrolysis activity; ADP phosphatase activity. The record is from RefSeq and is a predicted model, not a curated record.